Anguilla anguilla (European eel) is the source of this 2286-nucleotide messenger RNA. It is a transcript of the gene plin6, whose product is annotated as perilipin 6. Gene Ontology annotation, cellular component: cytosol; lipid droplet. The coding region runs from base 98 to 1504 and encodes 468 amino acids. Gene Ontology annotation, biological process: lipid storage; positive regulation of triglyceride storage. The transcript has 8 exons. NCBI's taxonomy places the organism in Eukaryota, Metazoa, Chordata, Actinopteri, Anguilliformes, Anguillidae. The record is from RefSeq and is a predicted model, not a curated record.
GUUUAAGACCAGCAGUGCCAUAAAAUAGCCAGCACACACCAACAUACUGCUGCAGACAGAAUCCUCGAACUCCUCACAGAGAACUAGUUACAGGGAGAUGUCGCAAUCAGUACAUCAGGACAGUGAGUGGGUCCAGGAGAACGUGGCGGGGCGGAUCGUCCGUCUGCCCCUGCUCAGCUCGGUGCUGCAGAUGGUGAGCUCGGCGUACGCCGACGCCAAGGGCCGCUACGCGCUGGUGGGCCUGGUGGGAGGCGUGGCUGAGGACAGCGUCCGCAGCGUGUCCCAGGCCGCCGCCCGCCAGGCCACGCCCCUCUUGCAGAGGCUGGAGCCGCAGAUCAGAGUGGCCAAUAGCUUCGCCAGUGUGGGUUUGGACCAGCUGGAGAAAAGAGUUCCCAUCCUGCACCAGUCUGUGGAGGAGGUGAUGGGUCACUUGAAAGAUGCCCUCUUCCUGACCCUGGAUGACGUGCAGCUGAGAGUGAACGCGGAGCUGGACCGGAUUAGGGACGGGGUGGAGCGGCUGGUGGGAGGGACCCAGAAUGCCCUUGGGGUCACGCUGAGGACAUCCGUGGCCUUGGGGAUCGACAACCUGCUGACGUACUCUGAGGAGGCCGCUGACUACUUCCUACAUCUUCCACCCGAUUUGCAGGGGGAGCUGGAGCUGAGGAGGCAGGAGUACGAGGAUGAGAAUGACGAAGAGGAGCCGGGAAUGUGGACUCGUGUGCGCAGUCUGCAGCUCUGGCUGAACCUGUACCUGUACCACCGUGCCCUGCUGCUGAUGGCUAGCCUGCAGCCCAUCCAGUACAUCCUGGGGGGGCUCAGCGACACGAUGGGUCUAACCCAGCUGGUGGAGGCAGUUAUCCGGCUGUCUCGGCGACUCAUGACUUUCACCGUUGCCCGGGGACACCAGCUGGUGGCACUGAAGGAUGCGGUCGUGAGCCAGCUCUCUGAGGUGAUCCGCAUGGCCUUGGAGCUGCCUCCCAUCAGCCGGGCCCUGGAUAACCUGGCCGUGUUUCUGAGUGAUCUGCAGGAGCUGAGCAAGCUCCUCCUCCAGCUGCUGAUCAACACCACUCCGCUCUACAACAUGCUGCAGAAGCCAGCGGAGCAGCAGCUGGAGGACUAUCUGAUCCAGGAGUACCUGUCCGAGAGCGACUCCUCCCGCCGCGCCUCCGUCAACAGCCUGCUCCUCAAGACGCCGGACGGCCGCCCCCGCCGCCGCCGGAGCCUGUACUCCCGCUUCCGCCGUGGCUCGUCCGGCGCCAACCCCUCCGACGGGCGGCGGGGGAGUCUGAAGCAGCAGGACAGCCUGCCCGCCCCGCCCCCGGAGGUCGACGCCACGCCCGAUCCCUCCGCCGGCGCGGCCCGCCGCCGCUCCUCCGCCACCGAGGCCCUGCUGGCCCCCAUCAAGCAGCUGGUCUCUCAGGGCCAGCGGGCCCUGGAGUAUCUCAGCCCCGCCCCACACCCAGAGGACACAGGAGCCCCUGUGGAGGAAGCCUCAGAGCCCUAAGCCCAAGAGCGUGUGUAUCCAGUGUGAAGCCCAAUAAAUACGACUAGAUAACAAAUAGAUAAUAUUAGCCAAGGACUGUCAUUAGAAGUAAUCAUUCUUGAGCUUUUCAUUGUUGAGCUGUGUCAGCCACUGUUCCCUCAUGCAUAUGAGAAUGUAUUCAUGUUUAGAUUUGUACUUGGUUAUUGGCCCCAGCCGAGAUAUAAAUCUGAAAGAUAACAACUUGCAGCGAGUGAAGCAUCUUCCUAUGGACUAAGGGUCAUUUGGAGUCCCUUGUGAAGUCUUAUUUAUCCUUUGCCCACAGGAAGGGCCCUUUCUGUGCACUAGAAACUAAAAAUAUUUCAGAAGGAAUAAAUUGCCCCACAUUUAUAGACUGUGUUUUCCCCUGUAGACGGUAGAUGCUGUCUGUUCUUACCCCCUUUGAUUGCUCUCCCUGCUCUGACUCACAACCAUAAUGAGCGCUGGAUGUACUAGCGCAAGGAGUAGCACAGCUGCAGUACACUUCCACUGGCAGGAGCCUGUGUGAUCAGGCCCUUAAUUUAGACUGUAUGACAGGUAUGAUGUGUGAAACAGUACUGCAUGGCCCCCGUCACCAAUCUCUUCAAGCCAAUCCCCCCUUCCACCACCAUGCUAGUACAAAUACGUCCAUUUUAAUCUGUCAAUUAAAAAUACCAAAAACAAAUUUGUUUCAGAAUGUAACUGGAAACAGAAUUGGGUGACGUGGCAUCCUCAUUAGGAAAAAUGCUUUUUAUCUUUCCCUCAGUGUUUCCAUCAUUCUUACCUCA